UGCGCCCCGCCCGGGGGGAGCGGUGCCGCGGAGCGCCGGCAGGGGGCGCUGCCCGGGGCCGCUGGUGCCCGCGCGUCCUGUCGCGACCCAUCGCGACCCAUCGCGACCCAUCGCGACCUGCGGCGGGCCCGGCCCCUCGGCGCUGCUCGGGACAUGGCGGCGCGGCGGGGGACUCGGGCCCGGUGCCGCACUCCCCCUGGCAGGAAGGAAAAGACUUUGGAACAGCCCUGUUCAACUACUGCAGAAGAGCCCAAGCCUGAGCCUGUUCCAUAUGUUCUGCAAGGAGAGGACAUCCAGGCACUUGAAAUUAAGGUGGAGGACCUGGAGAAACUUCAUGCUCCACGCCUUCCCCAUGAUGCUGGGAGAAUUCCAGUUCAGAAGAAUUACCUUGUCCGCAAAUACCGACCCAAGGAGGUGGCACAUCUCGUAGCACAUCCUGUUCACCCCAAGGCACCCAGGGGACCACUGACUUUUCCUGGACCAAGACAGUUUGAUGAUGGCUGUGAAGAGAUCCUCCCUCAUCACAUUUUGGGAAGUCUCCAGGAGUUAAAGAUGGAGGCCUUGGCCAGAAGAAACACUCAGCUAGCAGAUGCUAUUAAGGUUCCUCAUCCAGAUGUUACUGCAGCAGCUUUAAAAGAGGAACAUGGAAGAGAGAAGAAAGAAAAGACACAUCAGGCCAAACUAGCAGAGCACAAAGCUUUCCAGAACUGGAACCAUCAUAUGGCAAUGAGGAAAAAGCAGGAGAAACACCUAGGAGAAAUUCUUCACAAGCCAGAGAAUGAAUUGCUGAUGAACAUGUCAGACAAUUAUAGGCAAAUUCAGGAAGAACGUGACCUCAUUGACCGGAGUCUCCCUGCCCUAUUUCCUGGAAAGGGAUACCGAGUGGGAAGUGAGUUCUGGAGCCUUCCUGAGCAAAUCGGGGAUGAGCUCACCGGGCUGACUCUGACCCUGACUCGGACAGAAUGUGGGCACCCAGAGCCAUUCACUCAUGUGGGGAAACCCCGAACUGUCCAGAGGGAAACAGGUCUGAAGCCUCCAAAGAAGAUUCCUUGCCACCUAAACUGGGAUAAGAGUCUUUUCCUGAAACAUCGACGGCAGGAGCUAAAAUCUCUCCUAGAGGAGCUGGGCUUUUUUAAGCCGGAUCUGGAAGGACUGGAGGUGAUUGGGAAAGGGCAGCCUUUCACAUCUGUCUCAGCUGAGGCUUUUCGAGAUACCACCAUUUCUGAAGAGAUUGAGACCCUCAGUGAUCCCUUAGGUGACUCCUUCAUUGUGGUUCCAGAAGCUGAAAAGGUUCCAUCUUUAGUUUUCUGUGGCCAGCCUGCUCGUUGGAUAAAGGGCGUCACUGCUUGCAGGAAGGAAAUUGGCAUUGCUGCCCGGCUCACCUUUGAGACUCUGGCUAGAGAGAAGGCUGAAAGCUUCCUGACAGUGACCAAUGAUGGCAGAGCUGCCAUUUGGUACAACUGGAUGAGGCUCCCCCAGCAGAUCCCCUCCAGAGGAGCCAAGGGGAGGAGGAUGCCCUAUUUUUACUUUGAUACCAGACCAGGAGGAGCUCUGCUUCAGGUGACCCUUUGGGGAAUUGCUGUGUAUGAGGAUAAAUUGGCUGACUUCAGAGAGAAACUGGAGAGUGAGCUGGCUGCUCGAGAAGGUGCUGCUAUAGUGAAAGACAGCCUGAAUGAACUUCUUGACCAAAUUCGGACACCCGAACGCACCCCAUCUCCUGUGGAUGCCUGUGUCACAGAGGAAGAGCUGUUCCACAGGAAAAAUCCCCAGUUGCAUUAUCAGCAUCAAGUGAUAAAGCAGCUGCAUAAACUAUGGAGACAGCACCUGGCUGUUCCUUCAGAGAAGGAAGUGCCCUUGGACCAGAGGAGCGCUGCAGAGGACAUGGAGCACCAAGAGAGCACCUCAGAGCCUCCCUCUGCCCAGAGCAGCACCACUGAGCUCACACGUGGGAAGUACACAUCAGAGGAGGCUCCAAGGGAAAAGAGCAUUGAGGAGGAUGAAGCAGGUCCUUCAGGAUGGAACCUUUCCCUCGAGGACUUUAAACAGGCUAUAAUGUCAAUCCCCGAGGAGGAGCAGCGGGAAGAAGCACUGACCCAGCUCAAUAAGGCAGCUCUGGAGCUGUGUGUUGAACAGAGGCCAACUCAGUCAGACCUUCUGUAUCCACUCUGCCUCCAGCUGUGGCGUGGAGCAAUUGAUGACCUGGUGAGUCACUCUCUGAGGCUGAGAUCCCUGCUUGGUUUGAUUAAGAAGGACACCUAUGUAGAAGCUGUUCCAGAGGAAACAGAGGAAGUACAGCAAGGAGGAGCAAAUAAAGGAGGAAAGGAAGACAAAAUAAUUACUAAGAAAGAAGAGAAAAAGGAUAAAGAAGGCAAGAAAAGCAGAGGGACAUCAGGGAAAGAGAAAGUGGAUCAUUCAGGCAGCAGAAAGCUGAAAGCAAAAGAUGAGAAGCAAGGAUCUUCCAUUUCAGUGCAGGACGUGAAAGGUGGGGCAGAGUCCAUCAAAGGAAGAGAUGAGAAGCAGACGGUGAAAGAGGGAGCUGAAAAUACAGAUGGGGCAGAACCUGCUCAGGAGCAGGCAGACUCUAUUGCACGUGAAACAUACCAGGAAAAGCUCUAUAUUGAAGUUUACAGGCUGCUGGAUUCAAUGGUGAGUGAAAUGGUAUCUUUAUUUGAGGAUGUAAAGCAGUAACAUGCUCUGAAGUGGAAGUGAAGCCCUCUGUAUGUAGAAACAGAUUUGC
Poecile atricapillus (Black-capped chickadee) is the source of this 2737-nucleotide messenger RNA. RefSeq names its product MYCBP associated protein (gene MYCBPAP). Bases 154 to 2688 code for a protein of 844 amino acids. The record is from RefSeq and is a predicted model, not a curated record. The transcript is spliced from 19 exons. Lineage: Eukaryota; Metazoa; Chordata; Aves; Passeriformes; Paridae.